Branchiostoma belcheri (Belcher's lancelet) is the source of this 4700-nucleotide messenger RNA. Its product is annotated as protein draper-like. The transcript has 20 exons. The coding region runs from base 432 to 2945 and encodes 837 amino acids. The record is from RefSeq and is a predicted model, not a curated record. NCBI's taxonomy places the organism in Eukaryota, Metazoa, Chordata, Leptocardii, Amphioxiformes, Branchiostomatidae. Gene Ontology annotation, molecular function: calcium ion binding.
GCGCACGGAUGAAGUUAAUGUUGAACCCUUAAUGAGCACAUCGUGAAUCUUCAUUACCGUAGGACCUUUUGGACAAGAUGCUCAAAUAGACAAAAGCUAAAUGAGUGGUGCGCCUCUGUUUGGUACAUUGACUUUGAGGAAUAUUCCCGCUACCCCAUUCUUCCCUCUCGCGGUGGUAAAUCCUGUUUCACGCUCGCCCAUGUCAAUUGAGAAAGUCGCAUUCCUCCAGCGUUACCCGGUAAGACCCACUCCAGCCAAUAGCCCAGCGGAAAACUGCGCACCACCGGGAUCGGUAAACACGUCGUGAGCUCUGAGCCUGCGAGACUCAUUUCUACUGACACCCGAUAAUUUACGAGAAAGAGGCGGUAAAUUUUGGAUUUUAUUGCGAGCAAAGUUCGGAUUUUACGAGCGUGAAGCUUUCACUGUCGUCCAUGGAGGGAGGAGGGAGUUGGAGAGUGAUAGCGGCUAUCGUCUUGAUUCAUUUCUUUGUAGAGGGCGUUCUGUCCGCGGCAUGUGAGAACCACAGUCCUCUGUGCGGGAAGAACCCAGGCUGGCCCACCACCGAGAUGUGCGCCACCAACUACGUCCGCGACAAGUGUCACCAGUUCUGCGGCAUCUGCUCUUGCCCGUCGCAGCCGGCCUGUCGGAACGGGGGUCGGCGGGGAGGCAACCCGGAGAACUACGGCAACAGGACGUGCGACUGUAACUGUGUGGGGCUGUGGAGCGGACAGACCUGCUCAGAAUGCCAGGCGAGAUGUUUGAAUGGCGGGACGUUGGACCGCGCAACCUGCACCUGUAAAUGUACACCUGGAUGGGACGGGGACCAGUGUCAAGACCCCUGCGUGGACAAGAGCUCACUCUGCGGAGCUAACCCGGGUUGGCCCACCCAAGACUCCUGCAAGACGAGUUACGUGAGGGACAACUGUCACGCCUUCUGUGGCGUCUGCCAGCAAAGUGCUGUAACUUCGGGAGGAUGUAAGAAAAUCUGUCGGAAUGGCGGGACGCUGUACCCAGAAUCCUGUGUGUGUGAGUGUGGGCCGGGGUGGAUGGGAGACCAGUGUUCCGAACCGUGUGAGAACAAGAGCCCGCUGUGCGGGGCGAGCCCGGGGUGGCCCACAACUGACCUGUGCUCCAACAACUACGUCAUGACCAACUGUCCACUCUUCUGUGGAAAAUGCGAAUGUCAGGAGUCCCCCAGGUGUCGGAACGGCGGUUACCGCGGGAACAACCCGUCCAAAUACGGCGACAGGAGCUGUGAGUGUAACUGUGCCGGGCUGUGGAGCGGACCCACGUGUGCAGAGUGCAGUGUGCGGUGUGCGAACGGCGGAAGACUGGACCGGUCCACCUGCACAUGUGCCUGCACACCUGGCUGGGACGGAGACCUCUGUGACAAGCCGUGCACGAACGCCAGCCCUCUGUGUGGCGCUAACCCAGGCUGGCCCACAGCAGACUCCUGUCGAUCAGACUACGUCGUCAACAACUGCCACCAGUUCUGUGGAGAGUGCAGCUGCCCCACCUACCCCGGGUGUCGGAACGGCGGAGUGCGGGGUGGAAACCCCAAGAACUACCUGAACAGCACCUGCGACUGUAACUGCGCGGGGAUGUGGAAGGGACCCACGUGCGAAGAAUGUAGAAUACAUUGUGAGCAUGGCGGGGUAGUGGACUUCACCACGUGUUCGUGCCUGUGCUCCCCCGGCUGGGACGGGCCACUCUGCACAGAGAGGUGCGAGGACAAACAUCCGUACUGCGGGGCCAAUCCAGGCUGGCCCACCGUGGAGUCGUGUAACACUGACUACGUACGGGAGAACUGCCACGCCUUCUGUGGGGUUUGCCAGGUCAGCAAGGGUAAGCCAAGCGGGUCCAUCUUGAAGCCCAAACCCACGAACAUACAAGGAGACGGCCCGGGCACGGUCAACUUUUGCAUCACCGCCCCCUGCCGGAACGGCGGGACCUGCAUCCCCAUGAAGACCGGGUUCCGCUGUAACUGUCCCCAGGCGUUUGAAGGGGCUCGUUGUGAGAUACGAACAGACUGCAAGUUUUCCUUCGACCUUGUGUUCCUGGUGGACGGGUCCACUAGUGUCGGUCCGAACGAGUUCGACAAGUCCAAGGCCUUCCUGCGGAACGUCAUCAACCAGUUCCAGAUCGGGCCAGACGCCACCAAGGUGGGUGUAAUCCAGUACAGCAGCACCGUGCGUGAGGAGUUCUCCCUGAACCGGUACCUGACCAAACAGGACGUCAUGCGCGCCAUCGACCGGAUCCCGUUCCUGGGCGGGUUCACCCGGACGGGGGAGGCCAUCACCUUCAUGAAACAGCACAGCCAGUUCCGCGGGAACGUCCCCAAGAUAGCCAUCGUCAUCACGGACGGCAGAGCGCAGGAUGACGUCAGCUACCCGUCCCAGAUGGCUCACGGCGCAGGCGUCAUCAUGUACGCCAUCAGCGUCGGCAGCGUCAACAUGAACGAGCUGAAGCUGAUCGCCAGCGCGGAGAGGUACAUCACCACGGUGUCAGACUUCGACGCGCUGUCAACACUCACACUCAGCCUCACCGAACAAAUCUGCCGUGGUGCUGCUGACACCUGUCAGGUGCCAGUGCUUCAGUUUGAGGACUGUCUGAGUGAAAUGUUGUCCAAAUGUUACUCCCUGGACGGACAUAACAGCAGGGUCGUCCGGGUCGAGUCAACAGGUAACGCCAACACCUGUGACAUCCCCAUACGGCAGUACGAGGAGUGCGCCAAGGAGGCCAUCUCCACAUGUAACCGUGUGCGCACGCGCGGGCGAGCCAACAGGGGGAAAAGGUCGGCGACGUUCGGCUCUGACGACGGAGACACGUCCAGAGGUGUGCCUGGACUGUCCGCCGUCGCCGCGGUGGGGGCCGUGGUCAUCCUGACGCUCGUCGGGCUCGGCGUCACGCACUGCCUCAAGAAACCCACAAGAACGGCGAAAUGAUUCCCGCCAGUGCUGACAACAGUUGUGCAUCGGCUCCAAACUUGUGUAGAAGACAGUUGAGUCUUGUCGAUCCUUUACAAGAAAGGUUCUUGUGUAGCCUGCACUCCCAGAUGUAUGUUCGACAGUCUGUGAAGAAUAUAUCCUACUUCUAAAACUUGGAACUUCACAUGCAGCUCUAGUAAGGGAUGAGGAAAGAUUUGAGGUAACGUGUAGCGUGUAUAUCUGAUGGAUCCGAUGAUAGAGAGAAAUGUUAUCUUAGCUGCACUUAUUUCAAAAGGGGCUUUCUGUAAGAACAUCAACAAGAAAUUACAAAAAAGAGUUUCGACAACCACCGAUCGGUUUUGAGUAUUUUUACAUACCCAUGUAGCUAUCUGCUGCAAUUUUACAAACGUCGUAACAUUGACAAUUCCGGCAGCUUGUCGUCAUGUGUUGUACUGAGAACCACAAGAACCACGAGACUGCGUCUUCUGAAGCAUGCAGCGACCGUUUUCGUCUUUCUGAACUAGUCCACUACAGGGUACCCAAGUAAUACACAAUGUCCAAUUAGGUAUGACGACGAGCUUUGGUUAGGUGAGAUGGCCAAAAAGUCGUUAGUUUUUCGUGAGAAAUGAUUGGAUGUGUUUACAUUAGCUUGAACCGUUUUGUGCCGAGGUUGCCUCGAAUUAAGCUCUGAUUGGGUGAAUAAAAAAGAAACUUUAUUUUUGAAAAGGCGAGAGACGUCGACAGUUAGCUGAGAGAAAAAACUUUCUUACAUUGAAUUACAACUAUGUCUAAAUGUUAUAAGACUUACUAAACGUUGGUGGCAAUGCUUGUUUAUUGCAUGAGAGACAAUGUAUACUAGUCCUAAUUGAUAAGUUAACCACAGUACAUAAACAUGAUAUAUAGGGAGAUACCAGUACUUGAUAGUGUUGUAGAGAAGCCAACGUAGAGUUUGGUUCUGUGUUACGUGACCACACUACAUUCCUAACCAAUAAGUUGUACAAAUAACACAGGAAAAAUAUUAUAAUGGCAAUAAGUAACAAUAUACAAUUAUUAGAAAGUAUAUACAUGUACAACAUAGUGUGGAAUGCUAGUCCUUAAAACUACUGUCCAAUUUAUCAUCAUAUUUUUCAUACAGAAAUCUUUUGAGUACAUGCACAACUUUAGUACUAACAAUACUCAUACUGUAGGAACAUUCAAGGAUUGUCCAAAAUAUCAGAUUUGAUGCAUGUAUGUUUGUAAUGUUCAAUUAAAGUGACUUCUAGUGAAUGCUCUGUAUUCUUUUCUUCUGAAGUUUUGUCAGAAAUUUUAUAUCGAGCACUGUCCAUCGGACUAUAGAAGUAUAUAUGUUUUGAUAUUAGUGUUGCCACCACCACCAAUUUCACACACAAUGUGAACAUCAUGGUCCAAUCCUGUUAAUGUCACUAUAUCAUCUGUCACUAGAUGUAUCAGGAAGAGCGUGGUUAAAUGUAUUGAGGUCUAGUGUGUUUUAUUUUCUAUAUCUUGACACACUGUAUCUCUGAACAAUAGGUCUUACUUUGUCCUCAUAGAUUCAUUCAGUCAAUGCAUCGCCACCCAAGUUGUUUGAACAAACGUUUUAUUUACAAGAGUAAAAAAAAACUAUGAUACACUUUGCAACAGUUAGUCAUGGUUGUAGAAAGUAAAACCAUGCGUCCCGCACAUGAUGGAGAAACAAACCUUACGUUUCGGUUUUGCAUAGUGAAAAUUACAGCGGAAGAUAAAAAGACGACUACAAAUAACCUUACAUGUUACACA